Molecule: messenger RNA, 447 nt
Organism: Salarias fasciatus (jewelled blenny)
Lineage: Eukaryota; Metazoa; Chordata; Actinopteri; Blenniiformes; Blenniidae
Product: MICOS complex subunit Mic10
Exons: 4
Coding region: 67-294 (75 amino acids)
Cellular component (GO): mitochondrion; mitochondrial inner membrane; MICOS complex
Source: RefSeq, a predicted model, not a curated record
CUGAAGCUCACGUGACGUCACUAUAGUCUCGCGAUAUUUCGCGAGUCCUUCUUGACAGCGGCAAACAUGGCGGAGGACCACGGACGGAAAUGGGACCGGUGCUUGGCUGAUACUGCCGUGAAAACAGUGACAGGCCUCGGUGUUGGCAUCGUGUUUUCCGUCCUGUUCUUCAAACGCCGCACGUGGCCCGUGUCCUUCGGUUCGGGCUUGGGACUGGGAAUGGGAUACACCAACUGCCAGCAUGACUUCAGGUCGCCGUACCUGAUCCAUGGCCGCAUGGUGAAGGAGCAGUAAUGAAGAAUGGAAGAAGCUUCUUCUCUGUUUUUUGUGUUGUUAUUUUUUUUUAGCCACUUGUUGCUGCCCUGGCACUAAUAUCCAAUAAUGUCCACAUUGCGUCUUUGAAAAGGUAUUAUUAGAUGUAUAUUUAAUAAAGCCAUUGUGGAGAAG